This is a messenger RNA of Lithohypha guttulata, 2427 nucleotides long. RefSeq lists its product as uncharacterized. The transcript has a single exon. The coding region runs from base 1 to 2427 and encodes 808 amino acids. The record is from RefSeq and is a predicted model, not a curated record. NCBI's taxonomy places the organism in Eukaryota, Fungi, Ascomycota, Eurotiomycetes, Chaetothyriales, Trichomeriaceae.
AUGCCACAACGUUGGCUGUCUGUUAGGAAAGUCAAAGGAGAACCAAGCAAAAGCCACGAUACAUCCCACGCCCGCGUUGAUGAUGGCUUCGACUUCGCUUUCACAGCCGAAGACGACCUGCCGCGGAGGCGGGUGCUUGGCGCCGCGGCGAGGCCGGCUACUGCUGGCGAUGACUGCUACAGAACAAGACGAAAGCCCGAUCUCACCUUACUUAUCGAAAGGCCCAAGAGCUCCGACUCUGCAUUGCAGAAGACACCUCUUUCCGCUCGAUUCCGCGCCUCUCAAAUCGGACUCGCUAUUGGUAGUCCUCGCCGCCCUCCCCAAUUCAACAGCAUAGCUUCAUCGAUGAGCCCUGUACAGCAAUAUCAUGCCUGUAGCCCAAAGAAGCCGUCGCUGGGCCAGACAACCAAAGUAAAGAAGUGGAAGUUCGGCGCUCUCUUCAGAUCAAAAUCUAAUCUCAACAAAGAUACCUUCUACAAAUUACAACCACCCAAGCCGGACAGCAACAAGCUUGGCCUCCCACCCAGUGGAAGGGUACCAUGGCGCAAUCCCAAAAGUCCACUACCGUCACCUGAUGGUUCUGACGAUUGUAGACAGGUCAGCGUCAGGAGGCAGUACCGUGUAGGAUCCGAGGUCGAAUCACCCGAUGCUAGCACAGAGUCUGAAGGUCAAUUUAAUGGUGUUACCAGUACGCCAUUACUUCAAGUCAGUAUACCAGGAACUCCGCUCGAGCCCUUCAGUAUCAUGUUCCAGGAGAUUGACGACAUUCAGCAGUCGAAAUUGUUAGUACGUAGAAGCAAGGGCUUGGAGAAGUUGAUUAUAACGGACAGGUCCGAUCCUCAUCAAACAGAACUUGCUGUGCCAAAGAUUGUUCGACGAGCUACCUCUCCAACCACUUCGUCCCCUCGAUUCAUGCCUCAUACUGGAGCUCAAACACCGAACGCUACCAAGUACUCCCUCUUCCCAACAACUCCUACCCUAUCCACCUUUCUGCCGUCCAGAAAUAUGACGAGCCCCUAUCGCAAUCGAUCUGCCACAGCGCCAUUAUCAGAAUUUUCUCUCACGGCAAAUGCAAUAGGCCCCACAGCGAAGUCUGCAGACACACAGGGAGACUUCCCGCCACCAGUCAACAAGGAACUCAUCCAUUCAAAACAGCAUGUUCCAUCAGUACACUCGUCUGCGUCCAGUCAAAGUGAGAUAUUCUUCGAUGUGAAGAGUUUCCGUAAUUCAGAUGGCCAGGUUGGUCAGCAAUUCGAGAUGACACGACCGGGCUCUGCUGCUGUACAACUCGCUCGAUCUAGGUCAAAUGCGCGCAGGCUUCAGCGACAACCAAAUACAAGCGAUACAGGGAUCGGUACUGUGACUACCGAUAGUGACAGAGAGCUCAACACGACUUCUUUCGCAAUAGACGAGACAAUCGCCAUUGUGGAAAGAUUUGUUCUUCCACCUACGCCUGAUCACCUCGCCUGCUAUGUGCCUCCGAUUAGUGCCAGGCCGAUGGAGCCCAUUAACCACAGUCGCAACGCAAGGUCUCAGGACAAUAGCACCUUGUCGAAGAUUGGCAUGAUCUCUACGAAAGAGGCAAAGGCGAAAGGCUGUCUGAAGUCAUCGAAGCUCGAGGUCAUUGUCCCGUCGCCAGUGAUUGAAUGUGCCGAAGAGUUAACCCCAAUCAGAUCUGCGAAGGAACAUGUCAACAUGACUUCAGUCGCAAGAACGACCUCGGCAGCGUCGACUGACAUUAGAGAGAAAAUACUGCCGCCAUCUCCACCUCGUCUUGCUUUCCAGGUCCAAAACCACCAACACAUCCCUCUAUCAAGAUAUGCUCCCAAAUCAACCACUGAUGAACUAGUCAACCACGUCGGCGUACGCCCAGUCAGGCUGGUUCGCUCAAAUACAGAAGGCACACACAUAUACCCAUCUCGGAGCCCGAACGUGGCACGACCACGUUAUGCGACUAGAUCGGCCACACUCCCACUACCACCAGCACCAAUCGUCGCAGGUCCAGGCUCGAAUUCCAGACCUAUGCCAACCAUGAUAGCUUACGCGAGACCUUCAGCAGAAGUCUCCGUGGCACGCACAGUCUCACUCUCUCGAAAGCCAAGCGUAGCUGCAAAGGUGACAGUUGCACGAACACAAUCCGUUCGAAAGCACGAGCCUACAGUUAGCAUAAACAGGGUGGACUCCAUAUCACAGAAGCAUGAGAGGAUCAGAGAGUCUGUACAGGAGAAAAAGAAAGAAGUCAGCCUAGGUGUGCCGGUCGUUCAAGAGGUGCAUACUCGUCAUAAGCCGGGACUGAGUCAGGAUGUUUUACUUGAAAUUGCGAGUAUCGACGGAACACCAGUGCCACAGAAUUCGCCUCCACCAGUACCGGCUGGGAGCCCGAUCUUCUCUGAACGGCAAUUAGAGUUACAGGAACUAGUGCAGUGA